This is a messenger RNA of Spinacia oleracea (spinach), 1314 nucleotides long. RefSeq names its product peroxidase 72. The coding region runs from base 83 to 1087 and encodes 334 amino acids. Lineage: Eukaryota; Viridiplantae; Streptophyta; Magnoliopsida; Caryophyllales; Amaranthaceae. Gene Ontology annotation, molecular function: peroxidase activity; heme binding. Gene Ontology annotation, biological process: hydrogen peroxide catabolic process; response to oxidative stress. The record is from RefSeq and is a predicted model, not a curated record. The transcript has 4 exons.
UAACAGAAAAACAUUCAAAAUUAAGUCAAUUACUACAACUAUAAUUAAGUCUUCUAAAACAUUUUAUACAAAACAAAUUAACAUGGUUAAGUCCAUGAGCUAUUGCAUUGUUCUAGUUGUGCUCUUAGCACUUUCCCCUCUAUGCUUCUGUCACAAAGUAGUCCAAGGUGGCUACCUAUACCCUCAGUUUUACGACCACUCGUGCCCACAAGCGCAACAGAUUGUCAAAUCUGUUGUCGCUCAGGCGGUUUCGAGGGAUCGUAGGAUGGCUGCUUCCUUGCUUAGGCUCCAUUUUCACGACUGCUUCGUUAAGGGAUGUGAUGCGUCAGUGCUGUUAGACAACAGUGGAAGCAUAGUCUCAGAGAAGGGGUCAAAGCCUAAUAAGAACUCGAUUCGAGGGUUUGAGGUAAUCGACGAGAUCAAGGCCGAGUUGGAGAGAGCGUGCCCCCAUACUGUCUCUUGUGCUGAUAUCCUUGCUAUAGCGGCCAGAGAUUCAACUGUCAUUUCUGGUGGACCAAAUUGGGAAGUGCCCCUAGGAAGAAAGGAUUCAAGAGGAGCAAGUUUGAGUGGAUCUAACAAUGAUAUUCCUGCUCCUAACAACACAUUUAACACCAUUCUUACCAAGUUUAAACGCCAAGGCCUCAACCUCGUUGAUCUUGUAGCUCUUUCAGGUGCUCACACAAUAGGAAACGCAAGGUGUGUCAGCUUCAAACAAAGACUAUACAACCAAAACCAAAACGGGCAACCCGACCCAACCCUUAACGCACUUUACGCUUCACAGUUGCGCAACCAAUGCCCACGUUCAGGUGGCGAUCAAAACCUGUUUUUCUUAGACCAUGAAUCACCCUUCAAUUUCGACAACAGUUACUACAGAAACAUAUUGGCUAACAAAGGGUUGCUGAAUUCUGACCAAGUUUUGUUGACCAAGAAUCAUAAAUCCAUGAAACUUGUGAAGCAAUAUGCUGAAAAUGUGGAGUUGUUUUUUGAUCAUUUUGCUAAAUCGGUUGUUAAGAUGGGUAAUAUCUCACCAUUGACAGGGAUGAAGGGAGAAAUUAGGGCAAAUUGCAGAAGGAUUAAUGCUUACUAGGUUUUAACAUGAUAAAGAUCAUGUCAUGUGUGUUUACUCUGUUUUUUUCUCUGUUUUUGUUGUUUGAGUUGAAAUUUAAGUGUAAUUAAUUUUGUAAGUUUUUGUGUUUGGGUUUUACGUUUUGUACAAGGAGUUUGAUAAUAUGUGUGUUUGGAGCUAUUUAUUGCUGCCCUGUGGCAAGCCUGUAAAUCAGUCAUUCUAAAUGAAAUAAAUUGAUUUGUUCAUCA